Molecule: messenger RNA, 929 nt
Organism: Ochotona princeps (American pika)
Lineage: Eukaryota; Metazoa; Chordata; Mammalia; Lagomorpha; Ochotonidae
Gene: SCML1
Product: Scm polycomb group protein like 1
Exons: 7
Coding region: 78-929 (283 amino acids)
Molecular function (GO): protein binding
Source: RefSeq, a predicted model, not a curated record
CGUGUGGUCAGGAGUACUGCAGGGCGGAGCGGCCGCUGAGCCCAGAGCAGGAGGAAGGCGCCACCGCCUCCGAGGAAAUGGGUUCUGAGGAGCACAAGGAAGAGCCAGGCAAGAUGGUGGCGGAUGUCCUGAGCCACUGCCAGGUCAUAUAUGACGCCAUUCAAAACCUGGAUAAGAAGUUUGAUGCCAUUCACAUGAAGCUCUCCAAAAGACAACACAACCGUCUCUCUAAGAAAUGCCACGGAUAUGCAUACAGAUGUUGUGCUUUCCCAUUUUUUAAGAGAAGGACCCAGAAGCCGAAGAAGAAGGAGGAGGAGAAGGAAGCAGGGCAAGCCUCAUUUGCCAAGCAGCAGGAGCCCCAAGCGCUUGGAGUGAGCCCCCUUCCGGACCUCUUCACAAAAGCCUGUCCGCAGUAUUUCAUGGAGGACGCACUGAGUGCCUUUUCUUCUGCCUCUGCGCUGGCCCCGCCCUGCUUUGCCAGUCCCACGGAGCGCAGCAUCGCCAGCAUCUUCUCCACUGGGACUGCCGAGCUGCCUCCAAACAUCAUGGCCGCCGGCGUGCCAGCCUCUAACGCGGAAGUGCUGAACUACAACACUCCAGUGGACUCUGGCCGUUCAGGCAGCUGCUUCCCGUCUGGUUUUGCUACAAGCUCACCAAUUGAAAAUGAGCCCAGUGUCAUGAAGUCGGCCUUUGCGGAUGAGCCUUCCGGCUGGAGUGUGGAAGAAGUGCUCCUGUUCCUGAAGCAGAAGGAUCCUCACAUGAUGCCCUCUAUUGCUGACCUCUUCAGGAAACACGAGAUUGACGGGAAGGCUAUGCUGCUGCUCUCGAGCGACUUGCUCAUCCGGCACCUGGGGCUGAAGCUGGGCGUGGCCGUGAAGCUGGGCCACGCCAUCGACAAGCUCAAGGAGGAGAAAUGCAUCAGCAUUUAG